AUGGCAGAUCCGAUAACCAACUUUCCCCAGGGCUCCUGGGUCUUAGUCACUGGUGUGACGGGCUUCGUUGCAUCCCACAUUGCCAAAGCCUUCCUCGACCGCGGAUUCAAGGUUCGAGGGACAUCCCGAGACUUAGAUAGGGCAUUAUGGCUCAUAAAGGACGUCCUGAAAGACUUUGCCGCCCGUGGUGAUUUCGAGCUAUCUGAAGUAGCUGAUCUCGCGGACGACCACGCUUUUGACGAGGCGAUCAAGGGGGUUUCUGCCAUCGUUCAUGUGGCCAGCAUCGUCACCUUUGACCCAGAUCCAAACACGGUAAUCCCCAAAACAGUGGCCGGCGCUACUUCGAUUCUUGAGGCCGCAACUCGAGAGCAAUCGGUCAAGGCGUUUGUUUAUACGAGCUAUAUUGGAGCCGUUACGAUGCCUAGACCUGGUAAUGACACCCAAUUUGCAGAAGAAAGAAAGCCACACUUUACUAUCAAUUCAGUACCUCCAUCUGCUAUAAUGGGAGAAGCACUCAACAAGGUCCAUAAUGAGGGUACUGGAGCCUGGAUCAGGAAUCUUUACGACGGAGACACAUCAUUUUGGGGUCCCCAUGGCGCUAAUUAUGGGGUGGAUGUUAAAGACGUAGCCGUGCUGCAUGUUGCUGCCGCCUUGGAGCCUGAGGUUAACAAUGCCCGCCUUCAAGCUUGGGGUCACAAGUGCAACGGUAAUGAUGUUCUAGAGAUCAUGCGCAAGCACUAUCCAGAGCACAGAUUCGUGGAUGACAUGGAUAACCAAACCGUUCUCACUUUUUCAGCUCUUUUGAAGAAAUGGGCUAAUCAGGAUGGAUGGAAGCCGCUGGAACAGACUGUGGUGGAGAACGUGGACAGCAUUCUAAAACUGAACAAUGAUUGA
This is a messenger RNA of Trichoderma harzianum CBS 226.95, 894 nucleotides long. RefSeq lists its product as hypothetical. The transcript is spliced from 3 exons. Gene Ontology annotation, biological process: steroid biosynthetic process. Gene Ontology annotation, molecular function: 3-beta-hydroxy-Delta5-steroid dehydrogenase (NAD+) activity. Lineage: Eukaryota; Fungi; Ascomycota; Sordariomycetes; Hypocreales; Hypocreaceae. Bases 1 to 894 code for a protein of 297 amino acids. The record is from RefSeq and is a predicted model, not a curated record.